AUGUCGGACUUGAACGUGAACGAGAAUGAAAGGGGAGCAAACCCGAGUGCUUCUGAAGUACUACGAGCAGCAGCUCAUCAGUUAAUAGACGAUCUCGCGCAAAAUCCCGUAGGUCGCCAACGCAACUCUAAUGAAGGAGGUGAUGAACAAAAGGUGGCAUAUGCAACUUUCAAACUGACCGGUGAGGCAAAAAGAUGGUGGAUCUCAGAAAGAACUAUCCGAGAAGCAGGGGGAACAGAAAUAGUCAGUUGGCCACAUUUUAAGCAGAUUUUUCUUGAGCGAUUUUUCCCAAGCUCGGCUCGAGAGGACAAGGCAAUGGAAUUUGCCACUCUGGUGCAGGGAUCCAUGACGGUGCACCAAUAUGCAGCUAGAUUCAUUGAAUUAUCUCGUUUUGCUGCGUAUCUGAUUCCUGACGAAGAAAAGAAAGCGCGUAAAUUCGAACAAGGGCUGAAUGAAAAACUUUAUGAGCGAGUAGUGGGCUUCCAGAUUCGAAAUUUCUCAGAAUUGGUAGAUAAGGCCACAGUUUUUGAGCGAAGCCUUCAAAGGAGCGCUGCAUUGCACGAUCAGAAGAAGAGGACUAUUUCUUCGGGGCCUCAUUUUGGUAUGGACCAAGGAGCGUGGAAAAAGAGAAAUGAAGGUAGUAGCUCAGGAAAAAGAAUGGUUCAGGGCACCCAUCAAGCGUAUCAAUGUAGAACUUGCAACCGAGUGCAUACUGGAGUAUGCAGGAAGGAAGCGGGACUAUGCUACCGUUGUGGCAGAUCGGGCCAUUAUCUCAGGGACUGCCCUCUACGAUUGGAUAACAGCAGGCCCCCACCACCACCUAGAACAGAAGGGACAGCGCGAGGCAACAUGCAGCGUACUACUGCACCUGCAAGGGUUUUUGCUCUGACACCUGGAGAGGCGGAGGAUAGGAAUGAUGUGAUCACGGGUAUGACUUCUUGGUUAUGUUUUUAA
Juglans regia (Persian walnut) is the source of this 954-nucleotide messenger RNA. RefSeq lists its product as uncharacterized. Bases 1 to 954 code for a protein of 317 amino acids. Lineage: Eukaryota; Viridiplantae; Streptophyta; Magnoliopsida; Fagales; Juglandaceae. Gene Ontology annotation, molecular function: nucleic acid binding; zinc ion binding. The transcript has 2 exons. The record is from RefSeq and is a predicted model, not a curated record.